CUCAACUCCUUUCUCAUAUAUCCUCAUAGCGUUUCAAAGUUCAAACCAAUUCACAACUACAUCAAAAACCUUCGUAUCAAUCAUCAGCUCUCACUUUAAUCAAAACUUUGUUGAUCAACCAAAAGUAUCCUUUGUUACUUCUCAAUCUUCCCCAGGUUUUCUCAUUUGGGUUUUGAAUUUUUCGAUUAGAUGGACCAAGAAAUCGACGUUCCCUCGUUUUUUCUCUGCCCCAUUUCUCUAGAAAUCAUGAAGGAUCCCGUCACAAUCUCUACCGGGAUCACAUACGAUCGGGAGAGCAUAGAGAAAUGGUUGUUCUCGAGCAAGAACAAGACUUGUCCCGUUACCAAACAAGUGGUUUCGGAGGAUUCCGACAUAACUCCAAACCACACUCUUCGCCGGUUGCUCCAAGCUUGGUGCACAAUGAACGCUUCUCAUGGCAUCGAAAGGAUCCCAACUCCAAAGCCGCCAGUCAACAAAUCCCAGAUCGCUAGGCUCCUCCGAGACGCCAAAAAGUCUCCAAACGGUCUGGCAAAAUGCCUCCGCGAGCUUCGAUCCAUUUCGUCCGACAGCGAAGCCAACAAGAAAAGCAUCGAAGCCGCCGGUGCAGUCGAGUUCCUUGCUUCAACGAUAAUCAACAACAUCAAGAACGACAGAGAAAAUGUUGAAAACGAAGACGCUUUGAGCAUCCUCCAUAACCUAAAUCUCAGCGAAGAUGUUCUCAAAACCCUAAUAGGCAAAGAGGGUGAGUUUGUCGAGGCCUUGAUCAAACUCAUGCAACGCGGGAGCUACGAGUCUCGAGCGUACGCUGUGAUGUUGUUGAGAUCAAUUUUUGAGGUUGCUGAGUCAACGAGGAUGGCAAACGUAAAACCCGAAUUUUUCGCCGAAGUUGUUCAGGUCUUAAAUGAUCAGAUCUCACAACAGGCCUCAAAAGCCACAUUGCAACUGUUGAUCCAGCUCUGUCCGUGGGGACGUAACAGAAUCAAAGCCGUUGAAGCAGGGGCGGUUAUGGUCCUGAUUGAACUUCUUUUGGAUACUUCUUCCGAUAGGAGAACCUUGGAAAUGACACUCAUGGUGCUUGACAUGAUAUGUGGCUGCGCGGAAGGCCGCGCAGAACUGCUGACUCAUGGCGCAGGGCUCGCUGUGGUGUCUAAGAAGAUAAUGAGGGUCUCAAAGGUGGCCAGCGAGAGGGCAGUAAGGAUUUUGUUCUCCAUUUGCAAGUUUUCAGCGACGUCGAGUGUUUUGCAGGAGAUGAUGCAAUUGGGUGUUGUGGCGAAGCUGUGCUUAGUUCUUCAAGUGGAUAGUGGCAGCAAGACCAAGGAUAAGGCUAGAGAGGUCUUAAAAUUGCAUGGAAGGACAUGGAAGAAUUCUACUUGUAUACCAAGCAAUUUGGUUUCUUCUUAUCCAUCUUGAAAGAGAGAGUUGUGACUUUCUCUAUUUUUAGUAAUUUUCCAUUUUUGUGUACAUAAUUGAUUUGUGGUUGGUUUUACGACAAAGAGAUACAGACUAAUGGACUGGAUUACAGUUCCAUAUAUAAAUGUUUGAUUGCGUUCA
This is a messenger RNA of Pyrus x bretschneideri (Chinese white pear), 1551 nucleotides long. Its product is annotated as E3 ubiquitin-protein ligase PUB23. The record is from RefSeq and is a predicted model, not a curated record. NCBI's taxonomy places the organism in Eukaryota, Viridiplantae, Streptophyta, Magnoliopsida, Rosales, Rosaceae. The transcript has a single exon. Gene Ontology annotation, biological process: protein ubiquitination. The coding region runs from base 190 to 1410 and encodes 406 amino acids. Gene Ontology annotation, molecular function: ubiquitin protein ligase activity.